UCUUCUACAACGAUCGAGUCAGAUCCCACUUCAUUGAUUAUUCCCUUUUCCUGCACUGAAAUUUCUGCUUUUCUUCAUUCGCAAAUGGCGACUGAUUUCUGGACAUCGACACACUACAAACAAUUACUGGACCAAGAAGAAGUAGAUGUGGUGCACAGCCUUGACAAAGAGAGGGGAAUCACCCUUGAAGAUUUUAAGCUCAUCAAAUUGCAUAUGACCAAUUAUAUUGCACGAUUGGCUCAGAAUGUGAAAGUGAGGCAAAGGGUUGUAGCAACCGCGGUAACAUAUAUGAGGCGUGCUUAUACAAGGAGAAGUAUGACCGAAUAUGAUCCACGUCUGGUGGCACCAACAUGUUUAUACUUAGCAUCAAAAGCGGAAGAAAGCACUGUGCAAGCAAGACUUCUUGUAUUUUACAUUAAAAAACUGCAUUCAGAUGAAAAGUACCGAUAUGAAAUUAAAGAGAUAUUGGAAAUGGAAAUGAAAAUUUUGGAGGCACUAAACUACUAUCUAGUCGUGUUCCAUCCUUAUCGUGGAUUGUCUCAGUUGCUUCAAGACGCUGGGAUGAGCGAUGCAACUCAAAUGACCUGGGGGCUUAUCAAUGACAGCUAUAGGAUGGAUCUAAUUCUGAUAUACCCACCACAUUUGAUCGCAUUAGCGUGUAUAUACGUUGUGUGUAUGCUCAAGGAUAAAGACAACACGGCUUGGUUCGAGCAGCUACGAGUUGACAUGAAUUCGGUGGAGAAAAUAGCGACAGAAGUACUAGAUUUUUACGACAACUACAAAAUCAGUGACGACAAAGUAAAUGCUGCGAUGCAAAAACUAACCAUGCGAACUUAAGAGCAGGGUUGGGUUCACGUGAGACCAGUCUGUUUUUAUGAUACCACAAAAUAACAACGAAACUUCAAACAAUUUGUUGUGAAGGUAUGAAAAACAACGAACCUUCAUAAAACACUCUGAAGGUUCAAUGUAUUUUACAUGGUCUCUCAUGAUCCCAAAUUCUUAAGAGCAUCUGCAUUUGUGACAUCUGUAAUGUAACAACCUGUAACGUAGUCGUAGAUGGAUAGGCCAUGAUUUCGUAUUUGCAUAUUCGGUUGUAUCUAACAGAUUAGAUCUAUGUAUUAUUUGUGUUUAUAUGUUGCUAGAAAGUAGAAACGAACAAUGUAACAAUAUGGUGUAUUUUAAUUAGUGUAUAUAUAAGUUUGUUUAACCAUCAA
Molecule: messenger RNA, 1214 nt
Organism: Cynara cardunculus var. scolymus (artichoke)
Lineage: Eukaryota; Viridiplantae; Streptophyta; Magnoliopsida; Asterales; Asteraceae
Product: cyclin-C1-1-like
Exons: 9
Coding region: 85-837 (250 amino acids)
Biological process (GO): positive regulation of transcription by RNA polymerase II
Cellular component (GO): mediator complex; nucleus
Molecular function (GO): cyclin-dependent protein serine/threonine kinase regulator activity
Source: RefSeq, a predicted model, not a curated record